Molecule: messenger RNA, 1101 nt
Organism: Encephalitozoon hellem ATCC 50504
Lineage: Eukaryota; Fungi; Microsporidia; Unikaryonidae
Product: splicing factor 3a subunit 3
Exons: 1
Coding region: 1-1101 (366 amino acids)
Biological process (GO): mRNA splicing, via spliceosome
Cellular component (GO): spliceosomal complex
Molecular function (GO): RNA binding
Source: RefSeq, a predicted model, not a curated record
AUGCACGAAUAUGUUGUUCGGAGACAGAUCAGAAUACUGGAGAAUAUGGAGAAAAUAUGCAACUGGAUGGCCGAGAUUAGGAGGCCUACAAGCAGGAAGGAUAGGAUGGCUAUAAGAUACAUCAGAGGCAUUUUAAAGAGGAAGUACAAGAAGUAUAAGAGACUUGGAGUUUUAAAUAUUGAGGGAAAACUCGGAAGAGAGAUAGAGAGGCUUAAGGACUUCAAAUACUACGAAACAAAGGCACACAGAGAGGUGGAGAGUGUAUUCAAAGACUCAAAGUUCUAUGGGGCUAGACUGGAGCUGGAGGGGAUCUUCAAGAAAUACAUGGAUGUUCAUCUAUGCAAUAAUUACAAGAAGUUCUUGAAGAGUAUCCACAAGUUCAAUGUGGACAAGUCCAGAUUCAGGUAUAUAGAGUAUCUAAAUGAGUUGAACGAAUACUUGAGUGGAGUGAUCAAGAUCAAGUAUCUUGGGGAAUUCAGGAAAUUUAUUGCCUCUGCACCAUCCAUCAUUGAAAGGGCGGAAGCACAUAGUUUUUGUGAGAAAGGCUAUAUGGAAGGAGUGUUUCCAAAAGUAUACUGUAUUGCAUGUUCGAGGGAGAUUUCUAGAAAUGUGUUUGUGCACCACCUGAAGGGGAAGAAACAUUGCAAGAAAGAGAAGGAGGAGAUUCUACUUUGUAGCAUGCCUGUUUUGAAGGCUGAAGGGCUGGUUGUGAAAGCACUUGAAAUCCUGGACAGAGAAAGAAGGCACAGCAUUUCUAGGUUUUCCGGGAGGGAGAAAGAUAUAAGAAACGAUGUUCCGAAAUGGUUGUACAAGAAAAGGGAGCUGGAUAUAUUGUUUGAAUGUGAUAUUUGUGGGUACUCUGGAUAUGGGCGCAGCAGUUUUGAUAGGCACUUUGGGGAAGAUAUCCAUGGAAGAGGUGUCUCCAAGUAUGGAAUCAAGUAUUCUCCUGUAUUGAAGGGAAUCACAAGAGUUGGAAUUCUCAUGAAGAUGAAGGAUAGAAUGGAAGAAUCAGAGAGCUUUACGGAGGAAUUUGAGGAUGAGGACGGAAACGUAUUUGAUAAGAGAACAUAUGAGGAUCUGAGAAGAAACAACCUCAUCUAG